AUGGGUCUCUUGCGAUAUCCCAACCCCAUGAAAGCUAUUCACAAAGACUGGUCCAAAUAUUACAGGUUCCACCGAGACUAUGGCCAUGACACGGAAGACUGUCGCGACCUCCAAAAUCAAAUCGAGGACUUAAUCCGAAGAGUCACCUCGGGCGCUAUUUCAAGGAACCCCGGGAACCGACUCCAUGCCCCAAGGGACCCGUCAAAAGAUAGAUUGAUGUCAUCUUCGGAGGACCGACAGCUAGCGAUAGUAGCUCUCAAUGACGAGGAAGGCCUACGCCCGGAGCGCGGUCGAGAAAAAUGUCCUCGACCCGAGCUCAAGCCUGAAAUCACUUUCGGAGCCGGAGAGGUCAAGUGCUCCCAUCACGAUGAUGCUUUGGUGAUCUUCAUUCGGAUCGCCAAAGCUCAGGUCAAAAGAGUAAUGAUCGACACCAGGAGUUCUGCCGACGUGUUGUACCUCGAUGCCUUUAAGAAGCUCAGCUUGACUAAAGAGGACCUCACCCCCAUGGUGUCAACGCUCACUAGGUUCAUGAGAGAUUUCAUCUCCCCGCUCGAGACCACCAUCCUUCCUAUCACCAUCGGGGAAGAGCUGAGGGCCAAGACAAUAAUGACUACCUUCAUGGUAAUCGAUCUACCCUCGGCCUAUAAUGUCAUCCUCGGUCGAUCGAUGCUCAACAAGUUGAAAGCAGUGGUGUCCACCUACCACCGGGCCAUUAAGUUUCCAACUUCGGCAGGGAUCGGGGAAUCCCGAAGCGAUCCUAUAGAAUCAAGGUGA
Musa acuminata AAA Group (dessert banana) is the source of this 774-nucleotide messenger RNA. RefSeq lists its product as uncharacterized. The transcript has a single exon. The record is from RefSeq and is a predicted model, not a curated record. The coding region runs from base 1 to 774 and encodes 257 amino acids. Lineage: Eukaryota; Viridiplantae; Streptophyta; Magnoliopsida; Zingiberales; Musaceae.